Misgurnus anguillicaudatus (oriental weatherfish) is the source of this 5574-nucleotide messenger RNA. It is a transcript of the gene ca9, whose product is annotated as carbonic anhydrase IX. Gene Ontology annotation, cellular component: plasma membrane. Gene Ontology annotation, molecular function: carbonate dehydratase activity; zinc ion binding. Lineage: Eukaryota; Metazoa; Chordata; Actinopteri; Cypriniformes; Cobitidae. The record is from RefSeq and is a predicted model, not a curated record.
AAGCUGGACUUUAUGUUUUUUAUUGUGCACCGACUACUAAAUUACAGGUAAAAAGCUUAAAAUAUGUAAGUUAACAGAAGAAAGAUGUAACGUGUGAUUAAACAGAAAUGCAUUUUGAUCCAAGAGCAUUAGUUAGUUGAAGCUUAUUCACACUGGACUUUGCUCAAAAGAGGAGGGGAAAAGCAUCUAGUUCAUGAGAGAGAAAGAGAGAGAGAGAGAGAUUAGGUUACUUUCUAACUCUUUAGGGAAAGAAGGAAAUAAAGGAUGGAAGGAAGGAUGUCCUGCACACCUUCAGCAGUUUCUGGAUCGUGAUUGGUUUAAUCGGUGAAGCUUCAGGUGGCACCGAAACAGGGCUGAGAUUUUGUUCGGGGAGGAUAGAGGUAGCCGAGUAACAGUUUAAUAUGCUGCUGGAAGUUUUCUUCAUCCUUCAUCUUCUUCAGAGUCAGGUGUUGACCUCUGGCUCUUCCUCCUCCUCUUCUGAGACACACGAGAGCAGUCAAAGGGAUGAAGAACACAGCAAAGGUUCCUCUCAUCAGCAGCACUGGGGUUACCAUGAUCAGGACGGUUGGUUAUCUUCAUUUGAAGACUGUGGUGGAAAAUCCCAGUCUCCCAUUAACAUAAACACUGGUGAGGUGAUGUAUGAUCCCAGACUCUCUCUUAUUAAACUGGAGGGUUAUGAUCUGACAGACAAAUCUCCUCUUUCACUCCUCAACAAUGGACAUACACUGCAGCUGUCUCUGCCGAACAGCAUGCGUAUUUUGAGAGGAUUUGAUCAUAUUUAUGUCGCAGCCCAGCUUCAUUUUCACUGGGGAACGGUAGAGAUCCCGGGAUCAGAGCACACUAUAGAUAACAUUCAUUUUCCUGCUGAGAUCCAUGUGGUUCAUUAUAACUCCAAAUACUCAAAUCUUUCUGAGGCCGCGACUAAGGCAGAUGGACUGGCUGUGUUAGGAGGGUUUAUUGGUAUUGGUCUUCAUGAAAAUGAAAACUAUGAGAAGAUCUUGUCUGCCUUAACAAACAUCAGCAGAGAAGAGACAUACACCGAGAUUCCUGGUUUUAACAUCCGCCAUCUUCUGCCAGACAGUUUGGAGAGGUUUUAUAGAUACAAGGGAUCUCUCACGACCCCUCCGUGCUUUCAGACGGUCAGCUGGACUGUGUUCAAUGAUACUGUCAGAGUGUCAAGAAGACAGCUAGCAGCUUUGGAGGACACACUGAAAACAGAGCACAGCAAACUCUUAUCCAAAAACUUCAGAGCGCCACAACUUCUGCACGGCAGAAAAGUCCUGACGUCUUUCCACACAGUACCCUCUGCAGGGAAUCCCAGAGGAGUCCCGCUGUCUGAAACACAAGACCUCAAUACAAAGGAAUCUAGUGAAACUCAAGAUGCACUCUCAAAAGGUGAUAUUUUGGCUAUUGUCUUUGGUGUUUUGUUCGCAGUUACACUGCUGGCCUUUUCCAUCUACACAUAUCAACGACGAAAAAAAUACACAAAGUUUAAAAGAGACUCAAAGCAAAACGUUAUUUAUAAACCAGCUGUCAAAGAAGAGGCAUAAACACAUUUAUUAUGUGUGAGGACAGCAUGACCUGGACCAUUAUUCACAGACAAAGACCUGCAAGCUGUGCUCCUGUGUAAGGUUUUGAACUGAAUUUCUACCUAUCCCAAAAAAAUCAUUUUGUUGUUGGUUUUCAAGUGUUUUGUUGUUAAAAUGAUGUUGUAUGUUUAAAUGAUCAAGUUAUACUUUGUAAAGUAGAAAAAAAACGCAAUAACAAUAUGACAUAACAAUGUGUUUACCCACAAAUAAUGUUUGUCUAAAACCACAACCACAUGUAGGCCACAGUUGUGAGAGUAACGCAACAUAAACCCAAACACACACUGUCAGUUAUUAUUAUAUGCAUCUUUAAUGGUUGUUUUCUGUUUAUUUGCUGCUUAAAAAUUCACUUGUUUCUUGUAUGUUCACAAUAUUUUGUUGCAGUAUUCCUGUAGUUGUUGAUUUAACGUUGACUUUAAAAAGUGCAACUAACAUUGCAAGCAAUUGAAAAAAUAUACUGAUCUUAGGAAAACUUGAGUAGACACAAUAUUAGAGAUAUUAAAGAUAUUAAGAUUCAUUCACAUUCCAGUGAAUAGUAGCAAUUGGCAGUGACGUGAUCACGGUUACUUUUUUAUAGACAACCCAGACCUAAACUGGGUGCUGUCAAAGAGAAGGAAGUUAAGAUAUUCAGACACUUCUGUCUAAUUUACAUGCAAGUAUAGCCUGAAAAACUGCACUGCUGCUGUCUUCGUUAUGUGUAUGGUGAUUUUCUGAGACAAUGUUACAGUUAUAUUCGGUAGAAAUGACUUCUGGAACGCUUCAUGUCUCCUAUAAGGUGUAUUAUAUUUUUUUGUACUGGUGUCCGAAACCUGAGUGAACAACUUCAAUUGCUACAUUCGUUCAAUAAUUUUUACCCACAAUGCACUCUGGCUUUGAGGGUACAAUUGACGUACUCUUGCUCACUCACUAUUUCCCAUGAUACAACGUGAGACGAAUACGUAACUGGAAUCAAGGAAACUUACAGUUAACACCACAAAUUUACGUUUAUACACUUUUGUUAGUUCUUGACUUGUCAGUUAUUUUCUACUUUUAAAAAAAUAAACAAAUUAAAAAUAAAAUGUGAUACCUUUUAUGCAAAUAACUUCGCUCCAGCCAAAAUAUGUCAGAUUACAAGUUGCCCAUAGACAGCUGCACUGUUGUGCCAUCUUCCACAGUCAAGAACCUAGGUGUGAUGUUUGACAGCAAUCUAUCUUUCGAUAAUCAUAUCUCCAAUGUCUGCCGCACAGCAUUCUUCCAUCGUAGAAAUAUCUCAAAAAUAUUCAGAUGUAGAGAAGCUUAUCCAUGCUUUUAUGACCUCAAGAAUAGACUAUUGUAACAUGUUACUCGGGGGAUGUCACGCAAAUCAGGUAAACAGGCUUCAGCUCGUUCAAAACACCGCUGCAAGAGUGCUUACUCGAUCUAAGAAGUAUGACCAAUUUUGGCAUCUUUACACUGGCUACCAGUUAAAUAUCGCAUACAUUUUAAAACAUUGCUAAUCACUUAUAAAGCCUUAAACAUCCACCUCCGUAUUUUCGAGAAUUACUACAGUAUCUGAAAUUAAUACAAUCCUUUGCGUACACUGCGGUCGCAAAUUCUGGUCAUUUAAUUAUCCCUAGAAUAUCAAAAGUAUCUGGAGGUGGUCGAUACUUUUUUCGUACCUAGCUUAGUACUAAGCUCUGGAAUGAUUUACCAAACAAUAGUCCCUUUCACACAUACAGUCUUUACUGGUAAUUUACUGGUAAAUUGCAGUUAACAUGUCAUGUGUGAACAGAACCUUUCCGGUAAAUCAGUGCUCCCAAUUUACCAGUAAGACAGGUUGUAAGAUUAACGGUAAUUUGCCGGUAAGCGCUGUGUGUGAACGAAAAAUAUAGCAUUACCGGCAUUUUGAUUACGUCAGACCGCGCUGACAGAUCGGGCGGGCCAAUCAGAAAGUUUUUUAUACAGGUGACGCGGUUUCCCCCAGACUGUUUACGGACGUUUCCACAUACAUGUUGCUUAAAAGUCGAGCACACCCGGGACCUCAUUUAUAAACCGUGCGUACGCACAAAUUUGAUCGUAAAGUGUGCGUAGGCAAAAAUCCACGGCAAAGUCCAUAUUUAUAAAAACUGUCUUUGACGUGGAAAAGUGCUUAGCGCCACGUCAGGGUCUGGGCAGACGUACGCACUUUUGCUUGUCUGAUUGCUGCAGGUUUUUGGAAAAUAAGCCAAUCUUGCCGCUCGAAAAUUGGGUUUAAACAUUGAGAAGUGCUCUUUUAUAUGUCUGUGACAUUAAUUAGGCAUCGUUUAAAGGUGGAGAACUGAAACUGCUCAGCUGCGCACAAGUUCAAGUUAAUUUGCAAUUUAUAGAUUUGAAAGGGGUACGCGCGUUUUCUGCGUGUACGUUCGGUUUAUGAAUCACACGUACGCAUUUUUGUUAAAUGAUCGUAAGAUCAAAUGGAUGGUUUUUACACAGCAUUUUAUAAAUGAGGCCCCUGAAGUUAAUGUCCACAUUUCUUUCACCAAAGUUGUUUAAAACAGCUUACCAUCUAAUUGCCGACGUCCUUAGCACACCAUCUGUGAAGCUUAAUCUGCAAACACGCAGGUUCCGUUUGACGCCGCCUAACGCAAUGUUGUUUGGUCACGAGCAACUUCGCGACCGUUUGCCACAGAUGUGAAAACAACAAAAUACGGACCGUGGAUAUUAAAGUCAUAACCCGCCGUUUACAAAUACGACGCGGACGGAGCUUGCCGGCCGCGCGCCACAGGUAACUUCCGCUUUCUCUCCGAGUUUACCGGUAUUUUGAUACUGAUGUGUGAAUGAUGUCUUACUGGUAAAAAGACGGAACGUCACUGCAUGUGUGAACAGCACAUUUUUGUAUUUACUGGUAAAUUCAUUCUGGUAAAUUCAUGGUAAUUUACCAGAAUUACUGUGUGAAAGAGGCUACUGUUUGAGAACCAGACACAGUCAAUCACUUUAAGUCUAAACUAAAGACAUAUCUCUUUAACAAAGCAUUAAUUGAAAUUUGGCUCCCCUUGUGAUGUCAAAAGGAGAUAAUACCGCCUCCUAAUCUGCACUAUCCAACCACCGCACUGCAAUUUAGUGCAGAGAUCAGCUCAUUUGCAUUUAAAAGGACACACCCAAAAUGGCAAAUUUUUGCUCACACCUACAAAUGGCAGUUUAUGUUAUAAUAAAUUGUCUAUAUGGUAUUUUGAGCUAAAACUUCACAUAUGUACUCUGAGGUCACCAAAGAUUUAUUUGACAUCUUAAAAAAAGUCUUGUGAAAUGUCCCCUUUAAAGCAUUUGUUUCCACGUCGCAUUGGAAGAAAAACUUUGUAUGUUACAAACCUGUAAACAUAACAAAGAAUUAUGUAUAUACGUAUACAUUUUAUACAAACUUUUAUAUUUUGGCCAGGAAAAAUAUAUAUUUUUGCCAUAUAGGUUGUAAAAUUAGAACUGUAUUUGUUGAAACUUCAUUUAAAAUUUUUGAAAUGAAGUUUAUUUAACUAAGUUUGGGAGGAGCAUGGUCAUGUAAUCCAACCAAUCAGGGCAAAGAGGUGUUUAUAAAUAGCCACAGUCCCGUGACAAAUAUGCUUUAUCUCUUCCCUAUUGAUUACAUGUUAAUCAAUGUGAACUCGUGAAAUAUAUGUUAAUAUGAAUGUUAAAACUAAAUACAUUUUAAAAUUAAAAAAUAUAUUUAAUUAAGCUUUAAUUUCUACGAAACAUAUUUUGCAUACAUUUAAAUAUAUUUUGGCCACUGAAUUAAAAUGCUGUGGGUAAGCACACAGAGAAAAACAUGAAAUACACUAGUAGACAGCAUAAUAUGACACAUUGACGUCAAGAUGCAAAUUAAGCAUAAUUUGUUAGCAACUUUAAAGUAGUUGGCAGCAGUGCAUCUUUAGGUUAUGUUAAUCAUUUGCAGUUAUUUUUCCUGGAAAAACUCAACUGCACCUUUACUUUUAAGAGUGUAUAUAAAGCUUCAGGUUCCAAUAACUGAUGUUUGAAGUAAAUGAAUAAAUGAAACGUGAAAGAC